CUUGUUUUAAUCUGGCCAUUGGAUUCUUAGGGUUUCAGUAACCUAAGAAAAUCGACUCCUCUGCUUCUUCUCCUUCUUCGUCGUCGAGCAGAGUCAGCUAUCUACAGAAAUGGAUCGUGACCUCGCAAACAAUCCCCAGUUGAUUCAAUUCCUCAGCCAAGAAAAAGAAAGGGCGAUGGCGAACGAAGUGGUGGCGAAGAUAACAAGCUCGUGCUGGGACAAAUGUGUGGACAAACCAGGAAGCAAAUUCAGCUCAAGCGAGUCUUCUUGCCUCAGUAACUGCGCCCUACGCUACAUGGACAUGACUAUGCUCAUCAUGAAACGCUUUCAGCAGUAGUGAUUUUUGUAUCCCAUCAUGAUCAUCAUGUUACUUCUUCUCUUUUAUUUAUUAUUAUGAAAACCUUCUUCUUCUUUUUUUCAAUUCUCAUGGCAACUGGUGUUAAACCCCUGCAAUAAUGUUCUCUUGGAUGAAUUGUUAUAGGAUUUGUUUUAUGGUAAUGAGAUUUGAGAUUUUUA
Raphanus sativus (radish) is the source of this 516-nucleotide messenger RNA. RefSeq names its product mitochondrial import inner membrane translocase subunit TIM8. The record is from RefSeq and is a predicted model, not a curated record. Lineage: Eukaryota; Viridiplantae; Streptophyta; Magnoliopsida; Brassicales; Brassicaceae. The transcript has 2 exons. The coding region runs from base 110 to 337 and encodes 75 amino acids.